CUUCGAAGGCUAUUUUAUUUACCUAGCAACCAUUUAUACCUUCCGGAAGCUAUGGACCAAGCGCUAGUAGUACCCUUGAUUGCUAGGAACAUACUUUCUCAUCUUACAAAUGACAGAAUCCACUCUUUGGCAAAAACCCCAGACCCAUCAGAUAUUCGGGAAAAGUACAUCCUGGCAAGCACAUGUAGAAUGUGGAGAGAAAUCCUGCGCCCUCAUAUGUAUGACCAUUUCUAUUAUAAAUUCUCGCAUAACCGCAGGCAUACCCCCAGAUAUUCUGCCGACCAGCGGGAUCUUGCGUCAACCUCACAAUGGGGCACGUAUUAUUCAACAAGCACGCAGUUUUUAACAUACGACCAGCAACAUAAUUAUUUCCAGAAGCCACGAAAGCAUGCACCACUGCCGAUAACAACGACUACGAUGUUAGAUGGUUGUCUCCUGUGCCAGACGAAUGCCAGAAUCCUCCCCGAAUAUGCUCAGCCAAGGCAUAUCACUCUUCAUCUGAAUGCUUCCUCUAUCAUCACGUUGGAUUUCGUGAAUGAGCUAACCCAGAGUGUUUUCCCAAAUACCAGCUGGCCAUUGGCCCGGGGACUGACUAUCAUGUCCGAGACCCCUUUUGAACAUCGUGUCCCAAUCGAAGAACUGGUUGGCGCUCUUGUGUCACGGUUCCUUAGCAUCGUCUCGAUUACUCUAAGGCCAAGCGACAGGGGUCCGUCUAGGGCUAGCACGAUAAGCGGGCUGCAUGGGCAUUCAGAUAGGAUUACUGCCUUGGAUCUUGGGUCAAAUUUCAUGAUGUUCGAUUUGAAUAGCCUCCGGCUUCGGUCAUUAGCCAGCCUGUCGCUGCAAUAUGACCGGGCUCAUACUCCAGAACGUCUCCCUGUGAUUAACCCACGCAAGGUCAAACACUUGAAGCUCGUUGACAUCCACGCAGACAUGUUCUUUGGCAGGUUCGACGAGGACGCAGUCGAGGACACUGUUGUAUUUUCUCAGCUCGAAACCCUUGAUAUCAAAUUUUUUGAAGUUAGGAGUGCAGGUAGAGGACAAGCGAGGAGCAUAAAGUACCGCUUCCCCAAGCUUCGCCACCUCGCUCUUGACUCUGAAUCGUACGACGCGUUCGAUGUGCACUCGAUGAUCCAAGGUUCACCGCUUGAGUACCUGAAGCUCAUUGGUGAUGACGAUUGUUUGCACCAACUCGAUUUGUCACUAUUUCCAACUCUAGCUUAUGCAACUAUACUUGAAGGCACGACAAGGCGACCACGACUUAGCUCGGUCGAUAUCAGCAGGAAUCUCAUACGCCCCGAGUCCAAAAUCCGUGAGCUCACAUUGUGUUCAGUCGACCAAGCAUCCCUGUUGGGGCAUGAACUCGGCUGUAAGUCGCUUCGUCAUCUUGAAAUUAACGAUGACAUUGGGUUUGGGCUACUCAAACAUAUCGUCCAGCAACUGCCAAUACUCUUGGCUCUGGAUGUGCUCUUUCCGCUUACAAGCUGUGAGGAUAUGAUUACCCAACAGGUUAUUUGGAGAGCAGUGAUCACCGCGCCAUCGACACCACUGAACAGCUCGCUCCAGAUCCUAACUCUUCGCGACAGCUACCAAGAGCAACUUGGUGUAGAUGGUCGUGAAAUCCAACCCAAAUACUACAGCACAGACGUUGUCUCACUUAUCGUCAUGCUUGUGAGGAUUCCGCUGCUUCGCAGAAUGACAUUUUUUGAAAAAGUCCAUGGGAAGGACGAAGCGCUCAUUCGGAAUACGUUUACAGAUCCGGUUAUCCAAGAUGAUGCGCCCCAUUUUAGGGAUACUGCUUUUAACAUAGUUUACACUACUCAGAGGUAGCUUCGAUGCCGUUUCUCUAUUUAGGACAUUAAGACCACUGCUAGAA
Molecule: messenger RNA, 1873 nt
Organism: Linderina pennispora
Lineage: Eukaryota; Fungi; Kickxellomycota; Kickxellomycetes; Kickxellales; Kickxellaceae
Exons: 1
Coding region: 52-1827 (591 amino acids)
Source: RefSeq, a predicted model, not a curated record